Messenger RNA from Dalotia coriaria, 6283 nucleotides. RefSeq names its product adenylate cyclase type 6. The transcript is spliced from 22 exons. The record is from RefSeq and is a predicted model, not a curated record. Gene Ontology annotation, molecular function: adenylate cyclase activity. Bases 1794 to 5243 code for a protein of 1149 amino acids. Gene Ontology annotation, cellular component: plasma membrane. Gene Ontology annotation, biological process: adenylate cyclase-activating G protein-coupled receptor signaling pathway; intracellular signal transduction; cAMP biosynthetic process. Lineage: Eukaryota; Metazoa; Arthropoda; Insecta; Coleoptera; Staphylinidae.
UAACAAACAACACGUGCACAAAUCGAAUUUUCGCAAUUUAAACUCGUUGCAACAAAGAAACUUUCUCAAUUCGAUGAAAAACACUAAUAUGAAUCAAAUUUAAUUUAUGUUAUUAAAUUUAAACAUGUUUAUAACGUUAAAUAACAUAACCUAUUGAUAUAACCUUAAACAGAUGACAGUAGGGUGUUAAAUUCAAGACAAAACAGUGUUACCAACAUUACCAACAAUACCAACCGCAAAUUUAGUGUGAAACUUUAGUGACAUUGCUAAGAAGUGGAAAAUCGCCAGAUUUACAUACAUAAUCGCUGUUUACAUGUGUAGUCGGUGUUUGAAUAGUUUACUGUAUGUUAGGUGCGUACAUAGCGUAAAUGCUUGCGUGUGAGUACUCCGGUACACACAAUAAAAACGUAGAACGCAUACGAUAUGUAAAUGUAACACAAUAGCGCGCGUAAUGCGAGCAACGUCCCGCGACGCUCGUCGCCACGCGUCUAAUUAUUACCGCAAAUGAAAUUACGUUUAAUUAGCACUUUGCCGCGGCCGCCGUGUAUCCAACGACAACUCAGUCACGCCGCGCAUCUCACCAGCAUCACUAGCAAUAUCACCAAAAAUUGACUUGCCAAAAGUAUCCGAACUCAUUCAAAAUUAAACUUGAUUUAUUUUAAUAAUUUCAUUAUAAUGAUUGGUGCUUGCAGUGGAAGAUUGCAAUUAAAUAAACUUUUAAUUACACACAGAACUGAUACUGCAAGGAAAAUUUCGUGAAUAAAAACGUAAUUAUCUACAUAAAACAAUUAAAAAAUUUGGUAAUUAGUGCAAACAAAGAAUUCAUAAAGUAAAUUAAUUCGAUGUUUAAAAAUUAAGUAACAUUAAAGACUUAUCUAAAUGAACUUUAUUCCACAUUACGUUACUUCACUCUCUACUUCUCUUGACGGCAUAAUGUGCGAGUGCAAGUACUUCAACGUGGAAAGUUUAAGCAAUGGAUGAUGAUGACACGAGCGCGAGCUUGCCGUGCGUUCGAUGCGAGCGUCGAUAAUUAACUGCUCGAGUUUUACGGUUCGACGAAACUGCCACGGAACAGAUCCGCCGUCAAACCUUUGUCGAUGAUAUUCGUUACAUCAUAAAAUAACGCAUAAAGCUGCUAAUCGAGAUUUGCCAAAAAUUCAACAAUGGCACUAAAUUAUUUUCAUUAAACACACCUGACAAUUUAUGUUUAUUGUACCCAGGUACCACAUUCGGAUGUUAACUUUUAAGAUUCAAUGGCUUUUGAUUUUUUGCAAAAUUACCACCACGGUUAAUAGUGAGAAUGGAGGCGAUCCAUUAAACUUUUGAAUAUCACGUGUUCGUGUGCGUGCGUAUACGUUACGUCGCGUCGGAAUCGAAUCGAAUCGGUGCGAGCACAAGCUGGAUUAUAAGAUGGAGACGGUACCGAUGAUCCGCUCCAGUAGCACUGAGACCGGCAGCAACGACGUGGUCGUCCGGCUCGGAGGCGGCGGGGGAUCUCGAGGUAACAACUCCACCACUGUCACCACCACUACCACCAGCGUGGUUACAGCCUCGGAUCGUCGACGGAUUGGAAAAAACGAUUGAGUUUGAGGGACAGCCGAAGGAAGGAUACGGAAAAUGUAUCAUUGCGUAAGAGUUUCGGUAGAAAAUGGACAAGCUUGAGACAAAACCAAUCCGAUUUGGAGUUGAAUGAAGAAGAAAACAGCAAGUCAAACAAUUUAAAAAAUUCCAGCCACAAUAACUGCGGUGGCGAGUCGACGUCGACGUCGACCAUCACCGCAAGUCCAGCGCCUAUGGACCGAUCCGAUGGUGAGCGCAACACCAAAAGAAAAAGCAACUGGGAAGUCAUAGAACACUAUGGCGGGAAUUACGGCGGCAACGCGGUACGAGAAUCCACAUUUAACAUUGUGGCGCAGAAUACAUCACUUAAUAUUAAACAAGGUGAAGCCGAGACGAAUCUUCUAGACAUCGAUAGCUUAUCAGAUGUGUCCUUGAUAAGACGCGUGCGGAAGUUUUUCUCAAAUAUUUGCAAAACACAUGAAUUUCACAAUGAACAGGUGGAAAUGCUGUAUCAGCGAUAUUUUCUUAAAAUGAACCAGAGCAACAUGACCAAUAUGUUAACACUGCUGAUUUUAAUCGCAUCGGCUAUCUUUCUUAUUUCCGGCAUGGAUUCUUUACUCACUAGUAACGUGAUGGAUCAGCACAACAAUAAAGACACUGUGGUUUUGUUCUCAACCAUGAUCAUUUGUGUAGCUGUUUAUGGAGUUUUACUCACAGUUUUAGCAAAACCAGCUAUGAACGAAGUAUACCUAAUUGUAGUAUCGUACUUCAUAGUCCUAUCAUUUCUCACAAUGGAAAUAUCUCUAUCUUGGUUUGUUGGCAAAGAUCGCCCUUUGACAGCAACGCUAAUCACAUUAUCAAACACAUACCUCACCUACGCAUUGCUACCAAUCGGUCUCAAGUACGCGAUUCUGGUAUGCACACUAAUGGCGGUUGUGCAUAUGAUUCUCCUGGGUGUAAUCGGCAAGAUGGUAGACAUGAUACUUUGCACUGGUAUAAUUAUGCUAUGUGCUAACAUUGCUGGCGUGUGUACGCACUAUCCUCGAGAGGUUGCCCAGCGCAAAGCAUUCCUGGAGACGCGGCAAUGUAUCGAAGCAAGAUUGAAGAUCCAGAGGGAAAAUCAACAACAAGAACGACUUUUAUUAUCAGUUCUGCCACGCCAUGUCGCCAUGGAGAUGAAGGCGGAUAUCGCCGGGCAGCACAAAGAUACGCAGUUUCAUAAGAUUUAUAUUCAGCGUCAUGAUAAUGUCAGUAUUCUUUUCGCCGAUAUAUGCGGUUUCACAACGCUGUCGGAUCAGUGCACGGCUGAAGAAUUGGUUCGGAUAUUAAACGAGCUGUUCGCAAGGUUUGAUAGGCUAGCGACGGAGCAUCACUGUUUACGCAUUAAACUGCUGGGCGAUUGUUACUAUUGCGUUUCCGGUCUGCCGGAACCUCGUCCAGAUCACGCACACUGCGCCGUCGAGAUGGGGCUGGAUAUGAUCGAUGCGAUCGCGUUGGUGCGAGAAGUGAUGGCGGUGAACGUGAAUAUGCGGGUGGGCAUUCAUACAGGUCGUGUUCAUUGCGGCGUGCUUGGUUUACGCAAGUGGCAGUUCGACGUGUGGUCUAACGACGUCACGUUGGCAAACUACAUGGAAAGUGGCGGCAUACCAGGGAGAGUUCAUAUUACAAAGGAAACGUUAGAAUAUUUGAAUCGUGAUUAUGAGGUGGAGCCGGGUCAUGGAGGUGAGCGCAACUCGUAUCUCAAGGACCACAACAUCGAAACCUAUCUUAUCGUGGCGUCUUCUUAUCGAGGAGGGGCGGGCGGAUCGACUGUCUCACCUCACCAUUAUCCGCUCAGCAGCGGUAACAUUUCGAAGGAAAUGCGGAUGAUGGGCCAUGCAGGCACCGGGGUCGGCGGUGUUGGCAGCAUGAAAUUGGGUUUCGCCGAAGCACCUGAUCUCAAAGACCCCGAGGACGAAGUUAACGAAUACCUGAUGCGUGCAAUCGAUGCGAGGAGUAUCGAUCGCCUGCGAAACGAGCAUUGCCAAGUGUUACUGCUCAUAUUCAAAGAUAAAGUGAAAGAAAGAAAGUACACGAUGGAAAAGGAUCGUAUGUUGAAUCUUUACUUCUUGUGUUCGUUAGUUUGCUACAUAACAAUGGUGUUAGUUCAGUUUUUGGCGUUGAGCUUUAAAAUCUCCAUCAUCGCGUUGGUAUUUCCAGUUGGAGUUGCGAUAUUAGUUAUUACAUUCAUCGUAUCCAUGCACUCACUAGAAGGUAGUUGUGAACAAUUGGUUCGUUUUUCGAAACAAAUCCACUCAAAUCGUCGCAUCUCACAAACGCUGGCGUUUAUUGUCGUCUGCCUCAUCUACACGUUGCCCGUCUUCCAGAUGUGCACAAUAACUGAUCUCGUAAAAUGUUCCAAUCAAACCAUACAACCAAUGCAAUUACAAUUAGUAAACGACACGUUGCUGCAACAACAACACCAAUCAGAUGCUAAUGAAACAAUUGCCUAUGCACAACGUACUGCAGUGCCCUUCGAUACACCCGAGGAGAAUAAUAAUAUCUCUAAUCGCUACAUCAUCUUGAAUGGGCCAGGAACCUGUGGUAGACAUUACAUACUGGACAUGUGUCUAGUGAUGGUGCAAAUGACGAUGAUCGCAUGCGCCGUUUAUCAAGUGAUGAUUUACAUCGUCAAAACAAUCUUUUUGACUCUACUCCUAGCAGGAUAUUUGAUUAUUUACAUUCCUUAUAGCGAACAAAUAAGUAAAGCACAUGUUGGUCACGCUGAAGAGACACUAAGCGAGAAGUACGUGAACUUGAUCAUUUCCAUCGGCUUCCUGAUCACAUUGAUCUUGCACGCGCAGCAAACGGAAGCGACUUAUAGAUUAGAUUUUGUCUGGAAGUUGCAAGCCACCGAAGAGAAAGAGGACAUGGAGCAUUUGGAAGCGUACAACCGGAAGUUAUUGGGAAAUAUACUGCCUGUUCAUGUAGCUGAACACUUUCUAAGUCCUGACAAAAACGUUGAUGAACUCUAUCAUGAACAAUGCGACUUCGUGUGCGUGAUGUUUGCAUCAAUACCAAACUUCUCGGAAUUCUACGUGGAGCUUGAGGGUAACAACGAAGGCGUGGAGUGUUUGCGGCUGCUGAACGAGAUCAUCGCCGACUUUGACGAGCUGCUCUCCGAGGAGCCGUUCAAGUACAUCGAAAAGAUCAAGUCCACCGGCUCAACUUACAUGGCCGCCUCCGGACUAACCGCCGCAACUUGUGACAUGGUGGAUUUCAAGCACGUGACAGCAAUGGCGGACUAUGCGCUGCGUUUAAAGGAGCAACUUGCGAAUGUCAACGAGCACUCCUUUAAUAAUUUCCGCAUUCGAAUCGGCAUCAACGUGGGGCCGGUAGUGGCGGGCGUGAUCGGGGCGCGAAAGCCGCAGUACGACAUCUGGGGCAAUGCGGUGAACGUCGCCAGCAGAAUGGACAGCACUGGCGUGGUCGAUAAGAUACAAGUAACAAAAGAAGUUUAUGAAAUAUUGGUGGAGAAAGGAUAUCCACUCACGUGUCGGGGGACAAUUAAUGUCAAGGGCAAAGGCGAUAUGGAAACCUAUUUUUUAGAUGACAAAACAAAAUUUGCAACUAACGUCACAUUCAACCCUAUCUUCCAGUAUCUGCAAGAUAACGACAGCGACGUGCGACUCAACCGGAUGUAAAUCGCUGGACAUUUCGAGUGGCAAAUGACGCCAGAUAAAAAAGUAUUAUUAGUGUAAUUAAAACAAUGGUUCUAAACUAAUUACAAUGAAGUCUGCAACUUAGAAGAAUAAUUGUGGACUCUAAAAAUAAAAAAAGUAGGCAAAUGUAUAUUAAACUAAGUGUACAGUAAAGUUAAUUAAACCUAAAGUUAAAAAUGUGUGAUACUUGUGAAAACCUAAAAGAAAUUUAACAUUUUCAAAUUGAAUUCUAAGUUAAUAGCAAAAUAUGUUGGUUGAUAGGAAAAAAUGACUUGAACUCAUCAAAACAACUUGUUCUAUAUUAUACCUAACGCAAAUGUGAUUUAUGAUGUAUACCCCGCCAUCUUUGUGCUUCAUCUUCAACUUCAACAUUACCUGAUCUUCAAAAUUCAUUGUCAAUUUAAGACCCAGUGCAAAAUAGCAACAAAUUUAAAAACCUACAAGCGUCAAAUAGAAAAUAUUUUUGAGUAGUGAAAUUAAUCAAUGUCAACCAAUCAAAGGAAAUUAUAUGAACGAAUUUAUAUGCAUGCUUGAUCCAAGGCAAAUCAAUGUGUCACUGCAGAUCGCUUGUUAAUAAAACAAUCAGUUAUCAAAUUAUUUGACACCAUUGUAAAAAUUGAUAUGUAUAACGUCCAAUAUCAUGCUGUAGAUAUAGUAACACAAUAGGUAGCUGGUGUCAUCACCAUCUUUCGGUGUGAUAAAUUAAAUAAAACAAGACAAAAUCUUGAGUAGCUAAAAUUGAUUAGUAGUAAAAUAAUAAGAAAUCUAAUGGUUACGAUGAUAAAUUGAAAAAUAUGGAACCACUAAAUGGGAACAAACAAAAAUGUAAACUUUAAAACUAUUAAAGCUUUAAAAAUGAAAUUUAAAAUUAAUUUAUGUAUGGAAAGUAUUUUUUCAAAGCAAUAUGUUUAUAAUUUGAAACUAUUCGACACUCCAUAUGAAAACUUUUGUUGCUUCAAUUACUGGACAUAUUGUAUAUUUCUUACAGUCAAUUAAAGAAUUUAAAAUAUUGCACUUAACAA